Messenger RNA from Danio aesculapii, 4868 nucleotides. It is a transcript of the gene mnta, whose product is annotated as MAX network transcriptional repressor a. The coding region runs from base 181 to 1896 and encodes 571 amino acids. Gene Ontology annotation, biological process: regulation of transcription by RNA polymerase II. The transcript has 6 exons. The record is from RefSeq and is a predicted model, not a curated record. Gene Ontology annotation, molecular function: RNA polymerase II cis-regulatory region sequence-specific DNA binding; protein dimerization activity; DNA-binding transcription factor activity, RNA polymerase II-specific. Lineage: Eukaryota; Metazoa; Chordata; Actinopteri; Cypriniformes; Danionidae.
GUGACUCCUCUACGUGCGUGGAAGAGUGUGGCUUCACGGGGGAUCCAGUCACGUCUUUCCUUUUAUUUUAUUAUUAUUUUUUUAAACAGACGAGAAGAUUGGGUCCCGAACUGAAGCGUUUGAAUCCAGAGAGCUGAUUCAUUUCUCCAAUCGUUUCUUGGACCAUAAAACGAAACCGAGAUGAGUAUCGAGACGCUUUUAGAGGCGGCGAAGUUUUUGGAAUUGCAAGCCCUGCAACAACAGAAAGCACGUGAAGAGAAUGAGCUGCAGGAGCGGCGGCGUCGUGAGCAGGAGGCAGAGAAGCGGAGAGCAGAGCUGAACUCUUACACUCAGCCCAUUCGACUGAACCCCGUAACCUACAUGGAGGAGUCCGGCCCUGAGCGUCGCCACAUACCUGCCCCGGCUCAGCCUCCACCCCCUCCUCCACCCAUGCCCAUCACAGUCAUCCCCAUCCCACUGGUAUCCAGCACCCCUCCUGCCAUCCCUUCACCCCCAACCACCUCCCUCAGCCCAUCAGCAGCGCCCCGUCUCACGCCGCCCAGAAAAGAUGCUUCACCACUGCCAAACCAGCACCCGCGGCCCCUCGCCCCGACUCAGGUCAAAACAGAGCCCACGUCACUGCCUCAGUCCAAUGGCACAAAACCAGCCCAACAGAUCCAGAGUUACCCCGGCUCCAUCGUCAUGUCAUCCCAGCAUGCACUGCUCCCUCAACCUGUGCCUCCAUCUCUUCAGACAAGCCCUGUGGGGAGAGGAAGCCCGCCUGAGGACCACCGUGGUUUGGAUGGCAAGAAGAGGCCUGGAGGGGCAGGAACGAGAGAAGUGCACAAUAAGCUUGAAAAGAACAGACGUGCACAUUUAAAAGAGUGCUUUGAGACUCUGAAGAAGAACAUCCCUAAUGUUGACGAGAAGAAGACAUCCAACCUGAGUGUUCUGAGAAGUGCUUUGAGAUACAUUCAGACGCUGAAGAGGAAGGAGAAGGACUAUGAGCAUGAGAUGGAGCGUCUAGCACGGGAGAAGAUCGCCCUGCAGCAGAGACUGGAUGAGCUGAAGAACGAGCUGAGCCAGAGACUGGACGUGAUGGAGAUCGACCGCGUUCUCCGACAGACCGUCCAGCCUGAUGAUGACCAGGCCUCUACCUCCACUGCCUCUGAAGGCGAAGACAACUUUGAUGAAGACAUCGAUGAUGACAGCUUAUCCUCCAUGCCCACCGCCUUACCCAAAGUGCCUGCUGCGCUUCAGCCUGAGUUAAAGAAAUCUCACCCCUUGUCGUCCCUCCUAACACAACACAUCCAUAUCCCACAUAAACAGUCUAAAUCCCCCAUGCCCUCAGCUCAACUGUCCCCCAUCGCCGCCGCCACCCCGAUCACAGCGCCAACUUUAUCUUCAACUCUUAAUGGCCUGGCAUCUGCUCCUGCCCCCCAAACCCUACCUCCAGCCCACACCCAUAUAGUGAAUGCUGCCAGCCUGCAGCCCUCAGUCAUCGCCCAUGCGGGAUCAGCGUCACACGCCUCCGUCAUCCAAACAGUUAACCACGUCAUUCAGCCCGCAUCCAAACACAUGGCCCACAUUGCUCCUUCCUCCUCAAGCCCUGUUCAGCUGGCACCCGGACCUCAAUCCAUCAGCCACAUCACUGUCGCCCACCUGCCGGGAAUCUACCCUCAGCCAGUCACCGUCACGCAGCCGGCGGUCAUGAGCCACAUCGCACACACACUCUCUCACGCCCAGAUUAACGGCACUGCAGCAUCCUCAGCGCAAGCCGCCAUUAUGGCCAAACAGACGCCGGUGGGCGCGCAAGUCGUCGCCCAUCAUCCUCAGCUGGUGGGCCAGACCGUCCUGAACCCGGUUACCAUGGUGACCAUGCCCUCCUUCCCAGUCAGCACGCUAAAGCUGGCCUGAAGCGCUGACCAAUCACGUAAAGACACUUCUGCAGACACUAUAAAGCUAAAGUACAUUCCAAAUGGAAAGAAAGUAUCUAAAGCGACACAAAGAAUUUUAUUGAAUGUCUAAUACUAUAUAGUGAUUAUGUAAGACAAGAGAUGUUUAACGUUUAUGUGUGGGCACAGUUCAGAGCGCUAGAGAAGUGUGUAUUGAUGAAACUGUGGUCCGAUCCCAGCCUAAAUUGACUGUCAGCCAGCCUAUAAUGUGUGACUACUGGUUUUAAAGGCAGCCCCAUAAUACCUCACACUAACAGCACACCUCAUGUGAAUGCUCCUGCUAGACCAGGUUUAGUGUACUGUCUGGUGUCUGAUGUAGACCAAAAAAAGAUUUAUUCAGCCUCAUGUUGUUCCAACCUCACUCACUUUCUUCUGCAAAGCUUGAAUAUGAUUGGUUCAUUUAAUAUACACUAAAAGUAAAUGGGGUCCAAUGUGUUUUACACCCUGUUGACUUUCAGUGUGCAAAACAAAAAAGUUUAGCUGUACGUCCAAACUGGAAUGUUGUCCGAGCAUGUUUGUUUGAAUUUGAAUGUUUGUGUGUUGUAUAAGUAUGAAUAUGCUUAAUAUGAAUGAAUUUUGGGUAUACUUGCAUUAAGGUACUUUUAGCCUAUUUUUUUAAUAUUCAUUUGGAUGUGCUACUCUUUUGGUGUACAGUUUUUCAGCGUUUGAUUUCGAACACAACAUCGUUUUUCUAUUUCACAGAAAAGUCGUAGAUGUUUGCGAAAAACAUGAGAGUGAAUAAAUUUGGGGGGGAUCAGCAUUGUAAUAUCAACUUACCGGGACAGUAUGAUGUCACGUUUUACCACUGUAGUUGAUGCAAGACGUAGCAUCAUAAUUACACAGCAAAAAAGAUUGUUUCGAAUCAUUAUUAUUAUUAUUAUUAUUAUUAUUAUUAUUAUUAAUAUUAUUAUACAAUGAUACAAUGAUUUUUAAAAGUGAUUUUUACAAAACAACAAGUUCUCUCUUCAUUUACUCUCCCUUCGCCUGUUUAAGUGUCUUUCAUUUGUUGAACACACAAGCAAUCGGAAACCAGUAGAUGCUUGACCUCCAUAGUAUGUUUUUUAACAAUGAACGGCUAGCGGUUUCCAACACUUAAAAAAAUGAUUUUCUUUUGUGUUCAACAGAAAAAAGAAAGUUUCGUUACCACAUGAGAGAGAAUAAAUGGUGAGUACAUUUUCAUUUUUUGGGUAAACCAUCACUUUAAUAUAGCAUAAAUGAAAACGCUCGCUUUCAGAAGACGACGCUACUGAGGUAAAUGCUUUCCAAUACAAACAAACCCUCCUCAAACAAGAUUAGUUUUUUUUGUUUUGUUUAAUAGUCAAUCACACUAGUUGAUCUCUCAUUUUCGACACCUGGAGCAUAUGUGAGCUGUUUCUCUCUUUCUUUUGCGGAGUUUACAUGAUUUAUUAUCUGUGGUGCUCUAGCUGGCAUAGACACUACUGUUGUGUGACGGUCACGUGGGUCAUCGGGAAUCUGACAGCAGUGCCUUUAACCUCGUAGAUCUGGAGUCCUGUUCAAUGCUGCACAGUCGCCCUCUAUUGUGCUCUUGUUGCAACUGCACUCUUAACUUAUUCACUAACAAGGCCACCUUCUUCAAUUGAGCCCAGCGCUAGUAUAAUUCACAUCUGUCGGGUGCUAACACAAUCAUUCGUUGGCGCAAACAUUGUUCUGGAAGUCUCUCUGAAUGUAUUCCAUCACAUUCAAUGCCUUCAUCUCGCCACUGGUGAUUAAUGUCGGCCAUUACAUGUGCAGGACGUUUUCAUGUAGCAGAAAAGUUAAAAUGACACGCAUUUAUAAUGAUGUGUGUGUGAUUGUUUCUCUCUCUCUCUCUGUGUGUGUGUGUGUGGCAAAUACAUCACAAAAGCUUUGUGUAUGUGUGUCUUUUUGUGAUUUAAAAUGAUAGUUCACCCAAAAAUGAAAAUUCUGACAUUAUUUACUUAACGUUUACUCAUUCCAAACAUGUUUGAGUCUCCUUUUUGCGAUUGCACACAGAAGAUGAUGUUUUAAAAAAUGUUGAAAACCUGUAACCAUUGACUUCCAUAGUAAGAAAAACAAAUACUAUGAAAGUCAAUGUGGCCGAUUUUUUUUUUUUUUUUUUUUUUUUUUUUUUUAACAUUCUUCAAAAUAUCUUCUUUUGUGAAGAAACUAAUAUAGCUAAAAUUAAAACUAUUUUGGGUGAACAAUCCCUUUAAUAAUGUUCCGGUGCAAGUGAAAUGAGGAUGGAUGUGACCUCAUGUUCUUUUAAUGAACAUCUUUAGGCUUCAGGACAGCUGUGCGAGUGUAAUAAAUGGAAUUAUGCGUGGAUAGGAAGAUUUCUGUAAUGAGCCAGACACACUUCUGCAGGUAGAGAAAAAAAGCAAGAAAUACAAUUUUUAACUAACACUGUGAUCCAGUCUGUUGUCCCAAACCAGGUUUACAAAUCACACUAGCAUUGUGUUGCGCACGAGUCCCUGCAUUUGAUUUGCUUUCUUUGUUUGUGUGUUUUGUCUGUGUGUAAGAGAGAAAAUUAGCUUUUAUUUUACAUUUUUUAUUUAAUUUUGGUUGUCAGUUAUUUUUGUGUAUUUACACUCUGUAGGAUGUACACAUUCUUAGACAAAUUGACGUGGCUGUUUUCGCAUGUAGAUGGAUGAUUCCUGUUUCUGUGCUGACUUUUUAAAAUAUGUUCUUUUUAAAUUUUCUGGGACCAUGUACAGUUAUAUAUAUAAAUAUAUAUGUUGGGGCGACUUUUCAGACCUCUUUCCACACUGAUAUUAUAUAUAUAUAGAUAUAUAUAUGCGUAUAUAUAGUGUGUUUUCCCUAUGGAGAAAGUUCAAGUUGUAUAUAGCCUGUAAAUUUGGGGCUGCGUAUAGACCUAACUGUCAAUUAUGUUAUGAGAGGAGCAAAAAUAAAUAAAAGAACAAAUGUUGAAUAAAAAAAUAAAUCUUGAUACAUUUA